UCUGACAUUUCUUUUGUGCUUCACCUAAGAAAAAGUCAUGCAGGUUUAGGGGGAAAAAAACAAAACAGUGAGGAAACGAUGGCAUAAUUCUCAGGUUUGGGUGAACUAUCCCUUUACGUUGCUAGUAAAAUGACACAUAAGUUACAGUCAGCGGUUGUGUAGAGCCGGACUCGGUGAAUAAGAGUCUAUGAAGGGGUGACGUCACAGGUGGAGAUGUCAUGGCGUCGUCGGAGCUGAGACUGGAGCUUGCCAUCUAGUUAAAGGUUGUCGUCGAUGCGCUCAGCGAAAUGGAGAAGAAUGCAAACCCUUAUCGAGACGCGGGAGGAAGUGUCCUGUGCACCGCUAUCCCCGCAGAACCCAUGGAUAUCAAAACAGUGGGCGGAAUGAAAGAUGUCUGCGAGAAGAGAGAGACUUUGAGUACUUGUGCAAGUGCUAGCGGUGCUAAUGCUACACCCUGCACACAGACAUCAGAUGCUGCUGAGACAGUAAGCAAGAGCGUUUUACCAGAGGCUCUGUCUGCAGCGGAUCAGCUGAGCAACGGGAUGGGACACGAACCGCCGUCGACCGCUGCGGGGAAUAAUGAGGGUGACACCUCAAAGUUACUCAACAACCCCACGGGAGAGCAACCCGACAUCAGUAACGUGCGCGCGGACGGUUUGGAUGGAGGGAUGCAAGAAGCGGCGAGGUUGGCCAAGUCUGCCUGUUUGAGCUCGGAAAAAGCAAAACCCGCGAGCUCGAAUUCAAACGAUCACACCGUUUCCGAGGGUCCUGCGAGUGGGAGUGAGCCCAGCAUCGCAGGGGAGUCCCGAAGCUUUGAUUCACUGGAGUCUUUCUCUAACCUCAACUCCUGCCCGAGCUCAGACCUCAUCAGCGAGGGACUGGAGGAAAAGGGACUGAAUUUGGCGAUUCAGAGUGAAUACGGGGCUGAGGGAACAAAAAUCUCCUGUCCUAAAGACAGGGUGGCCGGUCAGUCGUUGUACCACAUCAAGUGGAUAAAGUGGAAGGAGGAGAACACGCCUAUCAUCACACAGAACGAGAACGGCCCGUGUCCGCUGCUGGCUAUUAUGAAUGUCCUGCUAUUGUCAUGGAAGGUCAAGCUGCCACCAAUGAUGGAGAUAAUAACAGCAGAGCAGCUGAUGGAAUAUCUAGGAGACUAUAUCCUUGAAGCCAAGCCAAAAGAGAUCUCGGAGGCUCAGCGGCUGAACUACGAACAGAAUAUGAGUGAUGCUAUGGCAGUGCUGCAUAAACUGCAGACGGGUCUGGAUGUAAACGUGAAGUUCACAGGGGUGCGGGUGUUCGAGUACACACCCGAAUGCAUCGUCUUUGACCUGCUGGACAUCCCACUCUACCACGGAUGGCUGGUUGACCCACAGACGGCUGAUAUAGUUAAGGCAGUGGGGAACUGCAGCUAUAACCAGUUGGUGGAGAAGAUAAUCAGCUGUAAGCAGUCAGACAACAGCGAGCUGGCCGGGGAAGGUUUUGUGGCAGAGCAGUUCCUAUACAGCACAGCGACUCAGUUAACAUACCACGGCCUGUGCGAACUCACCUCUACCGUACAAGAGGGAGAACUGUGUGUCUUCUUCAGGAACAAUCACUUCAGCACCAUGACCAAAUUUAAGGCCCAGCUGUACCUGCUGGUGACGGAUCAGGGGUUUCUCACUGAGGAGAAGGUGGUUUGGGAAAGUCUGCAUAAUGUCGACGGAGAUGGAAACUUCUGCGACUCAGAGUUCCAUCUGAGGCCGCCCUCUGACCCGGAAACUGUGUACCGUGGUCAGCAAGACCAGAUCGACCAGGACUACCUGAUGGCGCUGUCCCUGCAGCAGGAACAGCAGGCCUCAGACCUGGGUUGGGAACAGAUCCCAGAAGGCAUCAGUGAUCUAGAGCUGGCCAAGAAGCUGCAGGAGGAGGAGGACCGCAGAGCAUCCCAGUUCUAUCAGGAGCAGGAGCAGGAGCAGGCAGCGGCUGCAGCAGCUGCGCAGGCACAGCGGGUGCCGACCAGGUGGAUAGAGCAGCAGCCGCUGGAGCCUCAGCAGGGGGAGCCACGGCUUCUCCAAGCCCAGGCAAGCAGCCCUCAACGGGGGAACGCAAACCCAAGAAAGAAGCCAAGGACAAAGACAAAUGCAUCUUGUUGUAACAGCAGUGGGCUCUGUGUGAUGUGCGAAAAGGGCAGCAGUUUAAUUCCAGUGGCUCUGCAAUGCAUCUCCCAGAUGGGAAUGGGGGUGGAGAAAGAAUAGGCCACAGAGAGGACUUGCCAUUCUCAAGCCACUUGUGCCUGACUUAAACCCUCGGAGUUCUGAACAUGCAGACAAGAAGAGAGGGGUGUCACUACAAGGACUAUCACUACAUCUUUCGUAGAGCUGGCCAAAUGUUCUCAGCAGGAAACCCACUGCAGUGCACUAUAUUGGUGUGGGUCACCAGGGAGGGAGGGUUUUUGUAGUAAAACAAGGUAGUCUACACAUAGCACUAGGCAAAAAGGUACCCCCUCCCUCAAAAACAACAACACCUAAACGACAAAAACCGGCAAAAAAAAAAAAGCUGAUGGCACCACUUUUUUCAUUAUACAAAGCAUUUUCUUUUUUGUGUUGAUUUCCGUUAUUGCUGUUGUUUAUAAGCUAUUUUAUACCAGUUUACCCGUAUAUAUACAUAUGUAGAUUUGUUGUAUUGGUCAGUUUCUGUUGAUUGACUGAAGGAUAUCUGAGAUCUUUUAAUGAAAGGCCGUUCACAUGAGCAGGUAGUAAGCCAACAGGUCACUUGGCGAAGGUCAUGUCUCAGGACAUGAUGUAGGCCACCGUAGUUCUUUGCCUGGCAGUUUGACGCCAAAUUUUGCAUCGUUCAUAUUGUAGAAGUAACUUCCUUUUUAGAGAGUGAGCUCUUGACAAAUGCAUUCAAAAAGGGUUUUCUUUAUUAGGUAGUUGAAAAACCAGUUGGUUAUAUAGCUGCGUCUACAAAAGAAUGAUUUUUGCCAGUUGGACAAUAACUGUUAAUAUCAGUGAGCAACUGACACUACCAUUAAUGUAAAUAGCUUUUAAAUAUCAAAAUCAGUAGGUUAUAUAAAAAUACAUGUCCAAGUUUUUACUUAGCCCAAUCCCUUUUACAUAUCAGCCAAAUGGCUGGUUCAUAUUUGCCUUAUAAGAUAAAUAUGAGUAGGAAGAGUAGGAUUAUUGUCCAUGGAAUUAGGCAUUGCUCAAUGAACUAGAUGGUAUUGCUCCAAAAACCGAAUGGUUCUUGUAAAGAAAUCUCAUCUUUGCUUUCCUCCAGCUAGUGGUCAAACAAUAUUGGCUUUACAAAUGGCCGAUGUCAGUACUGAAAUAAGGAGAGCAGGUUGGCUGAUUUCUGAUAGAAAUAAGAGGAGAUUUAACACUUCUGUUAAUCGGCCCAAAGGCGAUAGUCUGAAAAUGGCUGAACAUUGGCCAAAGCUAACCGAUAUAUCGGUCUAUCACUAGGCCUAGCUAUUAAUUUGACACUCUUUCAUGUAUAUUGUAAAUACUCAUUUACACUAUAUGGAUGUAAGGUAGGGAAGGAUUACACAGCCCAUUUCUGUUCCAGUGCUGCCUCCUGAGAGACAAGGUCUUUUCUAUCCAAACAUUCCAGCUAUAUGCCUUGAACUGAGCAUUGUUCUGAGCUUUACACUCAGAGAAGCGUUAACGUUGUUCUGCUCUCGCAAUGCAAGAAUGAACAAGUCCUGCAUGUAGAAGAGCCUCAUGAUAGUGUAGUCAAUCGAACAGACCGUUUGAUUACUCUGUGGUUAGAUAGGAGCACAGUAGGGCUGGAGCUGUUCACUUGACGUUUGGUCCCCCAGUGGCCAAUACUCUGUAUAUAAAAAGCCUUACAAUAUUUAAAGUAUCUUUUAUACCGACAAAAGCAGGUGAGAGACGAGACUGAGACAAUCUGUAGACCUUACCACAGACAGAAAACCGCACAGGCCUUCACAGAAGGAACAUACCCAUGAGUGUCUUGCAAACAGUUUGACGUGUGUUAGCUUAUUUGGUAACGGACAUAGAUUCAAACUAUGUGAAAUGUGUAACGUGAGGUUUUAUUUGAAAAAGUCUCCUUUGCUAAGGGCUUGUUCACACCGAAAUUGUUGAAAAAGUCAGUUGCGACACUACAGUACUAUAGAGUUUCAUACAACAGACAAUAAUGCUGUUUGUUAUAAGCGCGAAGUAGUUAUGUAUUAAACGCUCAAGAUUUUUAACGUUUUAGACAUUUUUCUGCUAAAAAAAAAACAAAAAGAAAACUUCUGAAAUUCAAUUUUUUUUUCUCUGUGGCGUACGCAAUGUCAUAGAAUAUGGAAAGCUUAUUAAAACCGUAGUCCUUGAAAAGAACAGCCCUAUAAACUUUAUAGUUGUAACUACUAUUUAAACCCCAAAUUGGGCUUUUAGGAGAAAUCGUAUUUUUAUUAUUUUUUUGUUCAAGUUGUUACCUGAGAUUAAUUGGUUGGCAUACUAAUAGUGUUUUGGCCAGAAAGUGCACAAUAGCAUAUGUUAGUCUGUAUUUGUCAUGUUUUUAUCGUUCCCUAGAAGGUACACGUCUAGGGUUAUGGUUAGGUUAGACAUUCACUAUGGUUUUACACUACACAAACAAGAUUUACAUUCAUCUAUCAGUGAGCCUCUUUCACCUUUUCGACUGGUGUCAUGGUAGGAAGCACAAGCUAGUCACUAUAGAGUUGGGAGAGAAAUGUCUUAAAGGGUUUAUACUGGGGUUGGUGCGGUGAAAUGGGAUGAUAUUAAAUAAAUCAUGUUUUCAUCAAACUUGGGAGAGCAAAUGUCUCAUUGUGUAAACAAGCUGACACUUAGGUUGUAAUUCAAACCCUUCCUCAACUGUUACUCUUGCAGGUCAGGUUAAAUUUGGACAUUCCAAGGUGCUUUUGAUCAGUGGCAUGUCUGGUUAAGGACUAUUUGCAACAGACUUCAGCGCACACAAUAUAUACCCAUUGUGCAUUAGAUUGUGUCAUUUGUAUUGAUUGACAAUAAAUUUAUCCUUCUGUAAUGUGCUUCAGCUAUAACCAUUUGCUUAUCAACUAAUCUUGUUAUUUGCAGAUGUGUAUGUCGUCACAAGGACAUACAUGUUAGUGGGAUACAUACUGAAAUGUCAUAUUUAUAGAAAGGGGGGAAAAGUGGAGUUUGUGGGUGCGAUCUCCAUAAAGCAGAAAGCCCAUAUCAAAGAGAAAAUAGAUGGAAAAUGGCUUCAAACUGUUUAAUAUAUUUAGCUAAAGCUAAUUUUGACCUCCAAAUAAUAUUAGUAAAUAUAACAAGGCCUUGUCUGCUUAGUUGGCUGUUGGUGUGCAGCACCCAUUAAAGCUCCAUUAUAGGUCCUAGACCAUUUUAGUUCUUUAUGCACUGUUAAAUGCACUAGAUGAGAAAUAUACCUCUUUUUAUACAAAAUUAGGAUCACUAGUUUGUUUGGUUACAGCCGAAUCUGAUUAAUAACACUCAAUAAGUAUCAUUUUUUGCAAUAAGGCUUGUACUUAUGGAGCUUAAAGAAUUGAACGUAACAACGUAACUUUCUAAUGGUUCAGGUUCAUCAUAAAUGCUGUCAUUUACAUUUUCUUCCUUGCCAUUCCAAGAUAGGAAAUGUUUGCAAGACGUCUCAUGAAUAUAAUUUGAUGUUUUUAUAUCUUAGUGCCAUCAAGCAAAAUGUGAAUGAAAGCAACUAAUGAUGAGAGUUUUUGAGUGAGUUGAUCCAUGUUGACGGGGCAUUACCAUAGGUGAUUUAAAACCAAUGACCAGAGAGGGUAAUUGUCUUCUGAAUGCCACACAUUACACAUGGCACACGUGCUUUCUGCCAAUGAUGGGAAAUGGAAAGUUUUCUCCUGGUGCAUUUGUCUUGUUAAUAGUACCGGGUCAGUCCAUAAUGGAAAUGCAGUUGUGAUGCAUGUUUAACAACUGAUUACAACAUGUGCUUCGAAAUCAUUUUAAAAAACAGUCCCAUUACCAUUUCAAUUUUAUAUCCUUUAUACGUGUAUAUUUACACAAAACAUUUUAACUUAGCAAAAAGAAAAAGGACAAAAAACUAUAAAUAAAAUCAGGAUAUUAUAAGGGUCAACCUUCCAUUGUGUAAGGUUCAUUAAUGACCAAAAACAUGUAGCCCAGUGUCAACAAGUAAAUGGACAACUUUUCUGUAACAAAUGCCUUAGACGAGGGACAAUGCGUCUGAUUAAAGGAAAUCUGGUCUGU
Messenger RNA from Carassius auratus (goldfish), 6173 nucleotides. RefSeq names its product MINDY lysine 48 deubiquitinase 2 (gene mindy2). The transcript is spliced from 9 exons. Gene Ontology annotation, biological process: protein K48-linked deubiquitination. Gene Ontology annotation, molecular function: cysteine-type deubiquitinase activity; K48-linked deubiquitinase activity; cysteine-type carboxypeptidase activity. The coding region runs from base 288 to 2234 and encodes 648 amino acids. The record is from RefSeq and is a predicted model, not a curated record. Lineage: Eukaryota; Metazoa; Chordata; Actinopteri; Cypriniformes; Cyprinidae. Gene Ontology annotation, cellular component: cytosol; cell periphery.